Glossina fuscipes is the source of this 4300-nucleotide messenger RNA. RefSeq names its product dosage compensation regulator-like. Lineage: Eukaryota; Metazoa; Arthropoda; Insecta; Diptera; Glossinidae. Gene Ontology annotation, biological process: regulation of mRNA processing; positive regulation of transcription by RNA polymerase II. Gene Ontology annotation, cellular component: ribonucleoprotein complex; nucleolus; intracellular anatomical structure. Gene Ontology annotation, molecular function: 3'-5' DNA helicase activity; ATP binding; double-stranded RNA binding. The record is from RefSeq and is a predicted model, not a curated record.
AAGCGAUAACAAUGUAUAACUUAUCGCUGGUUAUAAGACAACGAUUACUUGUAAAUUAAUUUCCUUGCUAUACAGAGAAGCACUCUGGGCGAGAAAUCGUUAAAAUGGCUGACAUAAAAUCAUUUUUUCAUGAAUGGUGUGCAAAAAAAGUUGAACCGAAAUUUGAAGUCCGGCCUACCGGUCCAAAACAUCGCCAACGAUUCUUAUGUGAAGUGCGUGUUUCCGGGUAUCCUUAUGUGGCGGUAGGAAAUUCAACGAAUAAGAAAGAUGCAGAGCGCAAUGCCUCAAGAGAUUUUGUAAAUUUCUUGGUGCGGUCGAGUAAUUUAGCUUCUCAGGAUGUUCCUGCUGAGGCUGGUAUGGCAUCUUCUGCACCGAAUGAGUCUACUGUUAUUUUGGGCAGUGGUGCUUCAUUCGGCUCUGAAAGACGUUUUUUCGACGGUGGUACCGGCCCCCAGGAUCUGGGUCAAGCAUAUCGACCAAUGGAUCGCGGUAACGAGUACGGAAAUUUUAAUUUUAUAGAUCGAGCUCAAGAACAGAUGGAAAUGAAAGAGGCCGAGUCCAUUGAUGUUAACGCCGCCAUCCACGGGAAUUGGACGAUUGAGAACGCCAAAGCUAAAUUGCAUCAGUUUAUGCAAAUGAACAAAAUUACAGCUGAUUAUAAAUAUACUCCCGUGGGUCCUGAUCAUGCAAGGAGUUUCAUGGCUGAAAUGCAAAUUUUCGUACGUGACCUGAAGCGUACUAUUACGGCACGCGAAACUGGCUCUAAUAAACAAUCAGCCAGCAAAUCAUGUGCUCUUUCGCUUGUACGACAGCUGUAUCACUUGGGUGUUAUCGAAGCCUUUACUGGCACCCUUAAGCAGAAAAAGGACGAGCAAGAAUUGAAACCAUAUCCGGUUAAAAUAGCGCCUGAGUUAAAAGAAGCAUUAGAGCAAUGUAUUAAAGAAUUAAAUUUACCCAUGGUGGAGACUUCUAAUAUUAAAGUAGAGUCUGAAAAUGAGCUUUUUAGCUUGCAGAUUAAUCCAAAUAAAGAUAUCCAAAGACAGCGUAAUGAAAACCAACAACAAACUAUGACUUCAAUUAUCCCUUGGACACCGCCGCAACGCAAUUGGAACGCUUGGAAUGCUUGCAAUUUUGAUGAAGGUUAUUUGGCUACAGCAUCUUUAGAAGAUUUAUGCGCCGAUUUAGAAAAUGGCGCAAAGGAUAAACGGCUCAAUAAUUCUGAAUAUCAGCAAUUUUUAGAUUUUCGCGAGAAAUUACCAAUAGCCGCUAUGCGCAGAGCAAUUAUGGAGGCAGUUAAUGAAAAUCCUGUGGUUAUUAUUCGCGGUAACACUGGCUGUGGCAAAACUACGCAAAUCGCGCAAUACAUAUUAGAAGAUUAUAUACAGUCUGGUCAAGGGGCCUUUUGUGAUAUUUACGUUACUCAACCUAGACGUAUAUCAGCUAUUUCGGUAGCUGAACGUGUAGCCAAUGAACGUUGCGAGAAUCUUGGCGAAUCUGUCGGUUAUUCAGUACGCUUUGAAACUAUUUUGCCGCGUCCGUAUGGCGCUAUACUUUUUUGUACUGUGGGUGUUUUAUUGCGUAAAUUAGAGAUGGGCUUACGUGGUAUUUCUCAUAUUAUUGUCGACGAAAUCCACGAACGGGAUGUUAACAGUGAUUUCCUUUUGAUUAUUUUACGAGAUAUGAUUCACACUUAUACAGAUUUGCGGAUCAUUCUUAUGUCAGCAACCAUAGAUACGACAUUAUUUUCGCAAUAUUUCGGUCAAGCUCCUGUUCUUGAAGUACCGGGACGUGCAUUUCCAGUUCAGCAGUAUUUCUUGGAAGACUGUUUGGAAAUGACGAAAUUCGUCCCUACAUUGGAGUCUCGUAAAAAGAACAAAGAUCGAGAUGACGAAGAGAACGCAGUGAUUAAAGAGAACGGUGAGGAUGGCGGUGAACAGAAUUUGAACAAAGUUUGUGCCGAUCCGUAUUCGCAACAGACGAAGAAUGCCAUGGCCCUUCUUUCUGAAUCGGAAUGUUCUUUUGAAUUAAUUGAAGCCUUGUUAAUUCAUAUAAAAUCGAAGAAUAUACCUGGAGCUAUAUUGGUUUUCUUGCCCGGCUGGAAUCUAAUAUUUGCUUUAAUGAAAUAUUUACAAAACUCCCAGUUCGGUAGCCCACAAUAUAGAAUUUUGCCAUGCCAUUCGCAAAUUCCGAGAGAAGAUCAACGCAGAGUGUUUGAACCAGUUCCAAAUGGCGUUACUAAGAUUAUUCUUUCCACCAAUAUCGCUGAAACUUCGAUCACAAUAGAUGAUAUCGUAUUUGUUGUGGAUCUUUGUAAAGCUCGCAUGAAAAUGUUUACUUCUCAUAACAAUUUAACAAGUUAUGCUACAGUUUGGGCCAGUAAAACUAAUUUAGAGCAACGGAAAGGUCGGGCUGGUCGCGUUAGACCGGGUUUCUGUUUUACUCUUUGCUCAAAAGCGCGUUUCCAGGCUUUGGAAAAUCAUUUAACGCCGGAAAUGUUUCGUACGCCUUUGCAUGAAAUGGCUUUAACUAUUAAAUUAUUAAAACUCGGGUCUAUACAUCAGUUCUUGUCGAAAGCAUUAGAACCACCACCUCUGGAUGCCGUUAUUGAAGCCGAGGUAUUGCUGCGCGAUAUGCGUUGCCUGGAUGCUAACGAUGAACUCACACACCUGGGUCGAAUUUUAGCGCGUUUACCAAUUGAACCGAGACUUGGUAAAAUGAUGAUAUUGAGUACAGUUUUUGGUUGUGGUGAUGUUGUCGCUAGCAUGGCGGCGUAUUCUAGUACUUUCUCUGAAGUAUUUGCUUUAGAUUUGGGUCAGAGACGUUUGCAAAAUCAUCAAAAAGUUUUAAGCGGUACAAAAUGUUCGGAUCACGUGGCCAUGAUUAUCGCCACUCAAAUGUGGGAGAAUGCUCGUCGAAAAAGCGAAGAUGAAGAGAUACGGUUUUGUGAAUGGAAAGGAUUGCAAUUAUCUACUAUGCGCGUAAUGGCAGAGUCCAAAAAUCAAUUAAUAGAUCUUCUCCAACAGGCAGGUUUCCCGGAAGAUUCAAUGAUAACUGAGCGCAUAGAUGCUCAUUUGGAAAAUCAGCAUUUAGAUAUCGCUACAGCUUUGCUAUGUAUGGGCUUAUAUCCAAAUGUGUGCUAUCAUAAAGAAAAACGAAAAGUUCUAACUACGGAGGCGAAGGCUGCAUUAAUUCACAAAACCUCAGUAAAUUGCAGCAAUUUGACGGUUACAUUUCCAUAUCCGUUUUUUAUAUUUGGCGAAAAAAUACGUACUAGAGCGGUAUCUUGCAAACAAAUGACUAUGGUUACCCCAUUACAUUUGAUGCUCUUUGGUUGCCGUAAAAUUGAUUUGGUUAGGAAGAAUGUAAUACGUCUGGAUAAUUGGUUAAACUUUGAAAUUGAACCGCAGCUUGCUGCUAUGAUAGCUGCGUUGAAGAUUGCUAUCGAAGAUUUAGUAACAAUAGCUUGCACAGAGCCAUCCGAGGUAUUAAAGUUGGAGGAAAAGCAAGCGAAAUUAGUCAAAACUAUAAAGGAUUUGUGCAUAAGAAAUGCUGGCGAUUAUCAAAUUGAGCGUGAGAAAGGAGUUAUGCCUUUCCAAAGUUCCUCGAGCGGACCACCUUAUAAGCGGGGUCGGAUCGAAAAUGAUUUCGCCGGUGGUAGCAGUUUUGGUGGCUAUAGGAGCGGUAGUGGACGAUACGGAAGUGGUGCCUAUAGAGGAAGCGGCAGUGGUUAUGGAAGUGGUGGCUACGGUGAAGGUAAUCGCUUUGGCGCUCGCGGCGGAAAUUAUGGUCGUAGCAGCCAUUGGGGCGAUGGAGCCGGUCGCAGAUUUUAAAUUCGUAAUUCAAUAUAUUUCAUAUCCACCACCGGAAAAUGGUUAUAAUACUAUUUACCUAUUUCUUGUAACAUCCAGAAAUGCGUGUCGACUUGUGAUGGUUUUACGAAUUCGUCAUUGUCACACGCUUUUCAGUUGAUUUAAUUACUCACGUCUGUCCGCAAUGAAGGAUUCUUCAGGUUGCAACGCUUAAUUUAGAGAUGUAGCCUUAGCCUUGCUUGCUUGCGCUAAAUUUCCAUGGAUUACAUUUUCAAAUUAGCGAUGUAUCUCUGCUUAUGUCGACGAGUCAAAAAAACAGCAUCCAUUUAAUAAGGUGGUGGGUGGGUGUUCAGAAUCAGAUUUUUGGAGUAAAUAAAGUUUCCUUGGAUGUCAGAUACAAAAUGUUCUUAUGAAAUUGUUUUUAAAAUAAAUGCAGUGUAGCCAGUCAUUACUGCAUGCAAUAAUAUUCAAUAAAUAAUUAAUUCUUUAAA